Messenger RNA from Manduca sexta (tobacco hornworm), 1458 nucleotides. RefSeq names its product connectin. The transcript has 2 exons. Gene Ontology annotation, cellular component: plasma membrane. NCBI's taxonomy places the organism in Eukaryota, Metazoa, Arthropoda, Insecta, Lepidoptera, Sphingidae. The coding region runs from base 1 to 1458 and encodes 485 amino acids. The record is from RefSeq and is a predicted model, not a curated record. Gene Ontology annotation, molecular function: protein binding.
AUGGAACAAAUAUUAAAAUAUCUGAUUAUCAUAGCUUCUUUGAUGACCGUUAAACUAACUGUAACCGAAAGUAAAAAUGAUACAAAGCCAAAAAUAGACCGGCGGUACUUUCACGUGCCUAUGUUUAUUAAUAUUUGUGACAUCGAAGACAGGAGAUCGAAAGUGCACUGUUACUGUGAUAACAAUAAAGCAAAAAUGGCCGUCAAGGCCGAUUGCUGGGUCUUUGGUGGAGGCAUCACCGAAGAUGAUCCAAUUUGGCCUAAUUUCUCAUCUCAAAGUGAACUCGAGCAUCUCAUGUUCAAUGUCAGAUCUGAUGAUGCCCUAACAUUCAUACCAGCAAAGGCCAUAGUAAGAUUAGACAAACUUAAACACCUUACUAUACAGUUCGGAGCUAUCAAAAGGAUUCCACCUUACGCUUUCACCAACUCAUCGACUUUAAGACAGAUAAUAUUAAAAUCAACUAAAAUAACGACAUUGGAUAAACAUUCGUUCUCUCAAAUGAUGAUGCUCUCGAACCUGAGUCUGGAUGACAACCAAAUAUCUGAAUUGAAGCGAGAUGUGUUCUUCAACUUACCGAACCUACACAUUCUACAUUUACCCAACAAUAACAUAAGUUUGAUCCACGAAGGUUGUUUCAAACACCUGAAUAAUUUGAUCGAACUGAAAUUGGACUACAAUUACAUAACGGUCAUAACUAAGGAGAUGUUGGAAGGUCUCGAGAAUCUUUCAAGGUUGAAUCUGAGACAUAAUAAAUUGACUAUGAUUGGAAAUUUGGCUUUCAGCGAAUUGUGGGGUUUGAAAGACUUGAUGCUUGAUAACAAUGCGAUAGAGUAUAUUUCUGAGAGGGCAUUCGGUGGGUUGACGCAGUUAAGAAAAUUGACUUUGUCGGGAAAUCGCUUGACGACAUUUUAUGAGGACAUUCUGGAAGAUAUGAGAAGUUUAGUGGUAUUAGAUCUGAGGGACAAUAUGCUCGAGACCAUAACAUACGAGACAGUACGGCCGGUGGUUGAGAACGAUAAAUCAACAUCGACUGCAGUUUAUUUGGACGGUAACCCUCUCAACUGUAACUGCCGCCUCUCGUGGAUAUAUGUUUUACGCAACGGGACCCGAGACAACACUCUCAAGCACGCCCUUGAAAAAAUAUCAUGUGUCACAGACCCGAACGACCGACGCCCCGAAAAUGAUGUCACAGACGAGGACAAUGUUUUGGCCGACGAUAAUUAUGAGUAUUACGAUAAAGGCGAUGAUUAUGUUGAAAAGAAACCUAAAGCCAGCAAAGCUAUCAAACUCGUGGAUAUCCCGCUAGAGGCGCUGCCGUGCCCGAAGGAACUCAUACAAUCUAUAGAGGAGUCUUACGGCCACCCGGUGCAAAAUGAAAUAAGAUUGAAAGCAUUCUCCGGCGCUUGCAACGCUGCAUCUAGUUUAAUUCCCAUAGCUGUUACAUUGUUGUUGUUCUAA